This is a messenger RNA of Octodon degus (degu), 3311 nucleotides long. It is a transcript of the gene Il2rb, whose product is annotated as interleukin 2 receptor subunit beta. The coding region runs from base 364 to 1995 and encodes 543 amino acids. NCBI's taxonomy places the organism in Eukaryota, Metazoa, Chordata, Mammalia, Rodentia, Octodontidae. The transcript has 10 exons. The record is from RefSeq and is a predicted model, not a curated record. Gene Ontology annotation, cellular component: membrane; external side of plasma membrane. Gene Ontology annotation, molecular function: protein binding; cytokine receptor activity. Gene Ontology annotation, biological process: cytokine-mediated signaling pathway; immunoglobulin mediated immune response.
CCCCAGAGACCUUGUGCUCAUUUUUCUCAUUCUUUGUGGACUGGGACCCUGCAGGGUAUGCCUAGUGACAGUCCCAUCUCUGUCUCUGUGGCCACAAGUCACGUCCUGAGCUUUCCCUAUGUGGAGUUCUCAUCACGUGACUAGAAUGUCCUGCCCCCUACCACGGGUUGGAGGAUAGUGUGGUCACUGACGGUGGUGGUUGUAGGGCUCCGGCGCUGGGGUUUUGGUAGCAGACUCUCCAGAGUGCAGAACCGGGAGCUAGGGCUUGAGGACUCUUGCCUAGGGUGAGGCUCACGAAAGUGCCGGCUUGGGCCAGGAGUGGCAGUGCAGGCCUUCCCCCGCCAGCUCGGCUCUGUGCAUGUGAUGGCGGCCCCAGCUUUGUCCUGGUGCCUGCCCCUCCUGGUCCUUUUGUCCUUGACAGCUCCUUUGGUGUCUGCAGCGGUGAAAGGCAUUUCUCAGCUCGGAUGCUUCUAUGACUCUAAAGCCAACAUCUCCUGCCUGUGGAGCCGGGAGGAGGGCCUGCAGAACACAUCCUGCCACAUCCGUGCCCAGUCAGACAAGCGGUCCUGGAACCAGACCUGCCCCAUGUUCACAGUGAGCCCGACCACCUCGGCUUGCAACCUCGUCCUCGGACACCCGGAUUCCCAGGAGCUGACCGCAGUGGAUACCAUUACUGCCCGUGUGGUGUGCUGGCAAGGCGGCCAGUGGCGGCUGGUGCUGACCAAGAGCUUCAAGCCCUUUGAGUACCUUCGCCUGGUGGCCCCCACCUCCCUCCAAGUCACCUAUGUGGACACCAGCAGAUGCAAUGUCACCUGGCACCUCGUCCAAAUCUCCCACUACAUUGACGCCCACUUGGAGCUUGAGGUUCGGAAACGGUUGCAGGGCCACAGCUGGGAGGCUACCCCGUUGAAUCUCAAGCAAAGGCAGCAAUGGAUCUUCCUGGAGAACCUGGUGCCUGACACUCAGUACGAGCUGCAGGUGCGGACAUGGGCCGGGAGAGGCUCACACAGCGCAUGGAGCCCCUGGAGCCAGGCCCUGGCCUUCACAACCAGGCCUGAAGCCACCAGGAAGGAGUCCCUGCCUCUCAUUUGGGUCCUAGGCCCUGCCCUGGGCCUUGGGCUGGUCAGCGGCAUCAUCAUCUCUGUGUAUUUCUUGGUCAGCGCCAAUUGCCUCGGGCCUUGGCUGAAGAAAGUCCUGAGGUGCCGCGUUCCAGACCCGUCGGAGUUCUUCUCCCAGCUGAAAUCGGAGCACGGUGGGGACUUCCAGAAGUGGCUGUCCUCGCCCUUCCCCUCAUCCUCCUUCAACCCAGGGCCCCUGGCGCCUGAGAUCUCACCGCUGGAAGUGCUGGACAAGGACACAAAGGCCUCGCAGCUGCUCCUGCUGCAGCAGGACAAGGUGCCCCUACCCUCGCCUGUGCCCAGCGGCCACUCACAGACCAGCUGCUUCACCAACCAGGGCUACUUCUUCUUCCACCUCCCUGAUGCCCUGGAGAUCGAGGCCUGCCAGGUGUACUUCACCUAUGACCCUUGUGCUGAAGUGGAGCCUGAGGAGGGUGCGCCCUCAGGGUCCCCUCUCGCACCCCUGAUGCCCUUGUCACAGGGAGACGAUGCCUACUGCACCUUCCCCCCUGGGGAUGACCUACUGCUCUUCUCCAGCCUCCAUGGUAGCCCAAGUGUCCCCUGUGUUCUCCCUGGGGCCGCUGGAACCAGUGAAGAGAUGCUGUACCCCUCCCUACAGGAUGGGGCUCCCCAGGUUUGGGGUGCCCCAGCCCUGACAUCCCCUAUCCCAGUACCCCUGAGCCCAGUGGGUUUCCAGUUACCCCUGGAGCAGGCACUGGGGGUGACUGGGGAAGAGGUCCCUGCCCCAGGGCCUGAGGAUGGGGCUGAUUCCCCUUGGCAGGGCCUGGGCAGGACCCCUGCUUCCCCCUACACUGACACUGAUCCCUACCUGUCCCUCCAAGAACUCCAGGCUCAGGACCCAGCUCAGAUGAUGUAGACAGACAGCUAAGGGUGGGAGGCAGGAGGCUGCCUGAGGUGUAUCAGGCCUGAGGGCCCCCUCAAGGACCACCCAGUGCGGAGGACAGCUGCACCGAGAGGCCCCCCACCCACUUCCAAACCUCAAGGCUGCUCUGUGGCACCUCAUGCACCUCAGGGCCUGGGGUGGGAGAGGGAGGCCGGGUGCCCUCUGUCUCUUAUUACUGAGUCCCUGGAGCUGCCUCCCCAGCCCAGUCACCUAGGAUACCAAGCACCACCUCUGCCUCCCCUCAGGGCUUCCUCUUCAGGGCACCAGGGUGCACUUUCCACAGGUAAAUACAGCCCGUAAAUGUGGCCAUGCCCUUGCCUGCUCCAUGCCCAGCCUGGUUCGAAGGCCUUCAGCACAUCCUUAGCCUGCCACUUGCCAGUCCAUGUUGGGAUGGUCCCUUCUGAGACCCUCACAAGUAGCCUCAGCAGGCCCCUCAAAGCGGCCUUGUACCCCGCACCCUUGCAUUUGCUGUUGCCUGUACUGGGGCAACCCCACCUCCUCUGGGUGAGAGUCAGCCCUGGUCCUUCACAUGGCCAGGUCUGCUUCCCCCAAGGCAUCACUGCCAAAUUCAGUGCUGGAAGGGGACCCCUCACAGCCCACAGGGCGGUGGAGAAGGGUCUCUCUUGAUAUGGGAGUGUUUCACCCAGGAGCAGACAGAAAUCUCUAUGAUGGGGACCUUCUGGAGCUUUCCAUGGUGGCCUCACAGACUCACAAGGGAGUAAAACUGGGGUCCCUGGCAGCCUCUUCCUCCCAGCAAGGGGUCCCUAUCUUAGCUCUCACCCAAGGGCUUUUGCUCUCAUAGAUCCUCCUACUGCCUGCACACAGGCUGACAAGAGGCUGGUCCCUUCACAUUCAGUGCUCCAUUCCUACACGGCAGACGCUUCCCACCACCCCUCUGACCCAAUCCUUCUGUGCUUAGCUCUGUCUACAGUGAUCACCAUCCUGUGGAGACUCCCAGUCACAUCUGACUGGUUUGGGAAUAGCAGGGCUUGCAUUUAUAGGUCCCUCUUGCAGCUGAUUUGGCCUCUGACCACAAGCUCAUCCAUAGGCUGACCAGAAGCCUACGAGAAAGCUUGGCACAGAAAUGUGGUCCACUCAGGAAGACUAGGGAUAUACAGCCAAUCAGAUUAUCUCUCGGGCUCAGGCAUUUAACCCUGUGGAAAUGAGAGGAGGUAGGGGUGACAGAGCUCCCAAUGAGCGGAGAAUGAGGUGGGGGGUGACACAGAAAUUGCCACUGCCUGUACCUUACUGUCCUAAUCCUUGUCUUUAUGUUCAAAAUAAACUUUUUC